This is a messenger RNA of Schistocerca gregaria, 3753 nucleotides long. RefSeq names its product glycine--tRNA ligase (gene GlyRS). Gene Ontology annotation, cellular component: cytoplasm; mitochondrion. The record is from RefSeq and is a predicted model, not a curated record. Lineage: Eukaryota; Metazoa; Arthropoda; Insecta; Orthoptera; Acrididae. Bases 1 to 2301 code for a protein of 766 amino acids. Gene Ontology annotation, biological process: mitochondrial glycyl-tRNA aminoacylation. Gene Ontology annotation, molecular function: ATP binding; glycine-tRNA ligase activity. The transcript has 13 exons.
AUGCAUUGGUAUUGCACAUGUGUGCGUGUGGAUACGGUAGGCGGAGACUGUCUGAUGAAACACAUUGUCAAUAUUUUGUUCAAAGUUAGUGUGCAUGUAGUACAGAAAAACACAAGUCCUGGUAUUAUAUACGGGAGCAGGUACCUUUCUUUGUGUACUGCCGUAAGGAAAGAAGACGAACACAUCUGGGGAAGCCGAAAAAGGAAUAGAAAACUGAAGAUUACCUUUCCUUUAAAUACAAUGGCAGAUCCGAAAAUCGAAGAAGUUCUUGCACCUUUACGUGCAUCCGUUAAAGAACAGGGUGACCUGGUACGCGAGCUGAAGGCUUCGGGUGCCCCGGAGCUCGACGUGAAGAAGGCGGUGGCGGAGCUGAAGGCGCGCAAGAAGGUGCUGGAGGACCGCGAGCUGGCACUGUCGGCGCCGGCGGCCGGCGAGGGCGGCGCCACGUUCGACCGCGCGCGCAUGGAGGACCUGCUCAAGAGGCGCUUCUUCCUCGACCAGUCGUUCGCUAUCUACGGCGGCAUAACGGGGCAGUUUGACUUCGGGCCGAUGGGCUGCGCGCUGAAGGCGAACCUGCUGGCGGCGUGGCGCAGCUUCUUCGUACUGGAGGAGCAGAUGCUGGAGGUAGACUGCUCCAUACUCACCCCAGAGGCUGUCCUCAAAGCUUCGGGACACGUGGACCGGUUUGCAGACCUGAUGGUGAAGGACGUGGUGAACGGCGAGUGCUUCCGGCUGGACCACCUGAUAAAGGCUCACCUGGAGAAGGUGUGCGCCGAUCGCAAGACGACACCAGAGGUGAAAGAGGAGUGCCGUGACAUAAUUGUCAAGCUCGACGGCAUGAAAAAAGAUGAAAUGGCAGCCGUCCUGAAAAAAUUCUCGAUCAAAUCGCCACUGACCGGGAAUGAACUGACGGAGCCGAUAGAAUUCAACCUGAUGUUCGGCACGCAGAUAGGACCCUCUGGUCUUGUAAAGGGGUUUCUGAGGCCGGAAACUGCUCAGGGCAUCUUCGUCAACUUCAAGCGGCUGCUGGAGUUCAACCAGGGACGCCUCCCUUUUGCCGCGGCACAGAUCGGCAACGCUUUUCGCAACGAGAUAUCCCCGCGGUCCGGGCUCAUACGUGUCAGGGAGUUCACGAUGGCAGAAAUUGAGCACUUCUGCGACCCGUCGGACAAGCGGCACCCCAAGUUCUCCGGCGUCCGUGACACGCAGCUCCUGCUCUACUCGGCCUGUGACCAGAUGGAAGGACGCUCCGCGUCUGCCUACUCCAUCGGCAGGGCCGUCGACGAGGGCCUGGUGGCGAACGAGACGCUGGGCUACUUCCUGGCGCGCAUCCAGCUGUUCCUGGAGCGAGUGGGCGUGGACCGCCGCCGGCUGCGGUUCCGUCAGCACAUGGCCAACGAGAUGGCCCACUAUGCCCGCGACUGUUGGGACGCCGAGCUGCUCACGUCCUAUGGCUGGAUCGAGUGCGUGGGCUGCGCAGACCGCUCCGCCUUCGACCUGACACAGCACUCGAAGGCGACGGGGGUGCGGUUAGUUGCCGAGAAGAAGCUGCCGCAGCCGGUCACGGUGGACGUUGCAGAGCCUGUACCCAACAAGGGGGCCAUCGGCAAGGCCUUCAAGAAGGAAGCGAAGGUGGUGAACGACCUGCUGGCAGCUAUGGACUCCGAGAGUGUCAAUCGGCUGGCAGAGGAACUCGAGAGUAAAGGAGAGUACGUGCUGCGCGGCGAGGGAGACGUGGAGUUCCGGCUGACGGCAGACAUGCUGUCGGUACGGCGGGGGCAGAAGACGCUGCACGUGGAAGAGGUGACGCCCAGCGUGGUCGAGCCGUCAUUCGGCGUGGGACGCAUCAUGUACGCCCUGUUCGAGCACAGCUUCCGCACGCGGCCCGGCGACGAGCAGCGGACGUACUUCUCGUUGCCGCCCGUCGUCGCCCCACUCAAAUGCUCGGUGCUGCCGCUCAGUGGCAAUGCAGAGUUCCAGCCGUUCGUGCAGCAGCUGUCUCGCGAGUUGACGCGGCUAGACAUUUCGCACAAGGUGGACGACUCGAGCGGGUCGAUCGGACGGCGCUACGCCCGGACUGACGAGGUGGCCAUCCCGUUUGGCGUGACAGUCGACUUUGACACGCUGAAGGAGCCCCACUCGGCUACCCUCCGUGAGCGGGACUCCAUGGGACAGGUCCGCGUGCCGCUGGACGAGAUUCCCCCCGUGGUGAGGGACCUGUCGCAGGGGAAGCUGACGUGGGCGGACGUGGAGGCACGGUACCCCAAGUUCGAGCAGCAGGAGGCGACGCGCACGUCGUGACUGGAGCGGCUCGGGGCUCUCCGCACUGUAGCUGAGCAUUCCUGUGGCAAUUCUUCUCUUGUGCUCAGCAUCUGAACUGUAGGGAACUGGCCUCUAGGUGGGCACACGUCGGAGGAAGCAGCUAGAGUGCAGAGGUGCCCGCCCCCGGGAGGUGCGUGCUUCCGCUGACACGUAUCGCCCGUUACGUGGCCGUCUGGUCUUCCGUGUUGUCGAUCACGGGGGUAAUUUCGUUACAGUUCAAACAGUGCGUAGACACCAACACUCUCAGCUGUCUGUUUGAAAUGUGCGGGCUACUAAACAUACAUUUCUGGCUGUGCACUGCAAUUUUUGCUAACUUGUAUACUUGGCCUUACUGCCAGCUGGUCAUAUUCGUCAAGUGCCUCUUCUUUCUAAGUUCUCAGUCUUUUGAACGCUAAGAUGUAGUCUUCUGCCCCUCUCUAUUUCCUGAGUCAGCCUCUUACCAUGUGACUAUCUUUGUACACUCCUGCAAUAUUCCUUCUGCCCAACCCCUCCUCCCUUCACACCCUGCUUGCUCUUAACUAGAGUUGGCCACCUCAACGCACGGCCUGGUAAUCAUACUCUCUUGCUCUAAAGAUUUCACACUGUUCAAUGAUACUCAUUUUUAUGCUCGAGUCUCUGUCACAACUUAAGUAAUCUUUUCUUCUUCGGCUGCGGAGUUGCCUAUACUGCAACUUUUUUCAAAAACAUUUCUGCUGCCAUAUUACUUGUUAGGAAAUCCUUGCAAGUCCUAUCUGUUAAUCUGUUCAUAUACUCUUUGAAACAUCCACAAACACAAUUUCUUUUGUCAAGCUCUAAGCAAUCACUGAAACUCAACUCUGCCAGAUGUGAAGACAUAUUGUGUUACUUUCUCAUUUCUACUGUUUCCAAUCAAUCGUGCAAGUAUAGAAAGGUUAUUUGUAUUUGAGAUAAUGACUGAAAUACUGAUUGUUUUCACUACUGUAUUCCUUCAUUGUAUAGACACAAAACGCCUUAAGAACAAGUUUCUACUGAUAUUUCAAUUCCAUGUCUAUUAAGCAGGGCGCUUCCUACUUCUGAAUAGCAGGACAUUCAUCUCCUUAAACUAGACCUAUCGCAUUAUUUUGGCAGAUCGUAUUCUUAUUAAGAAGAAUUAAUAUGCAGCAGUGUUGGAUUUCCAAGUGGUGUCAGUGAAAUACGCCCUUAAAAUUUGUGUUUUUUGCCAUAGCUGCUUCCUCUGGUCCUGUCCACUAGCAAAAGAAUACAUACGCAUUUUUUCCAAAUUUGGGAAAUGUUCCAAGAAGCUUAGCAUUUUUUAUCUAUAGGAAAAAGAAAGAGUGCAGUUCUUCGCAAGAUUCUGAUGGGUGUAGAGGAAUAAAAAUACUCAGGCAGAAGAAACUGUCGCCCUGAUUGCCAGUUGCUUGGUUAAAGGUUGUUCCUAAAUGCAAAGAUUUAAUAAAAAUUUUACAAAAAUUG